This is a messenger RNA of Nasonia vitripennis (jewel wasp), 2556 nucleotides long. Its product is annotated as sodium-coupled monocarboxylate transporter 2. The transcript has 8 exons. The record is from RefSeq and is a predicted model, not a curated record. Gene Ontology annotation, cellular component: membrane. Gene Ontology annotation, molecular function: symporter activity. Gene Ontology annotation, biological process: sodium ion transport; transmembrane transport. NCBI's taxonomy places the organism in Eukaryota, Metazoa, Arthropoda, Insecta, Hymenoptera, Pteromalidae. Bases 654 to 2198 code for a protein of 514 amino acids.
UAUGCGUGAUAAGAGAGCAGACGUGAAUAUUUGCAAAGAAAUGAUGAAGAACAUCAACAACUAUACUAUGUAGGUAGAAAAUUACUAAAGGUGGUGAACGCCAAUUUUUUCAGUGUACUACAUUCUUAAUUCAUUAGCGAUAUGGCACACACGCAAUGAAGGUUUUCCUUAUUGAGACGAUAACAUCGCGACCUUAUACUUAUUUACGUUGUUAUGAGUAGUAGAAAUGCAUCGCGAGCUCAAAUGACCCCUGCAGUUUGCUACCUGUAUUUUCGGCUUAUCAACUGCGAUUGACCGGCGUUGCUGGGCUAAUUACUCGAGCACGUUUUAGUUCCCACAGACUACUCGAGUAGUGUACACACCUCCCUUUUCUUCUUUUAUUGAAUCCCUUAUGCAUUUUUGCUCACUUAUUAUUCCUAUAUCAACAAUCGAAAAAUAUAAUAAACAAAGUUUAGUCUAAGAUUUAAUGUCACAAGUUUAUUAGUAUACAUUAAACGUUAAAUACGAUCGGUGACAUGCAGCAACGUGUACUCGGAUGAAUUGAUUAUUUAUUAUUCUCCAGCUUACUUGGAAUAAGUCUCCUGAUUGGGAUAUACUUUGGCUUUUGUAGUAAGCAGAAUAGUGUCAAUGAAUAUUUGUUUGGUGGUAAAACGAUGGGAUAUGUUCCUGUUGCUAUAAGCAUUUUAGUCAGUUUGCUGUCAGGAAUAACGUUUUUGGGAAUACCUGCUGAAGUUUACUUUCACGGAUGCCAGUACUUUUUGUCUACUAUUAAUACUAUCUGCACUGGCUUGAUGACAGCUUAUGUUUUUAUGCCCGUUUUUUAUAACCUACAAGUAUCUAAUACGUAUGAAUUUUUGGAACUGCGAUUCUCGAGACGAGCUCGAAGUUUUGCAUCUACUCUGUACAUACUAUCUCUUAUAAUGUACGUUCCUAUUAUUAUCUACGUGCCGGCUGUUGCAUUUUCUGAAGUUACUGGAUACAGUAUUCACCUAAUUACUCCUGUACUUUGCAUAAUUUGCGUUAGUUAUACUUCAAUGGGUGGAGUAAAAGCUGUAGUUUGGACUAAUACUAUACAGUUUGUAUUUACGGUUGGAGGACUAGUUACGAUUCUCGUUAUUGGAAUUAGAUCCGUCGGCGGAUUUCUUAAUAUGUGGAGAAUUUCCAACGAAGGAGGAAGACUUGAAAUUUUUUAUUUUAAUCCGAGUUCAUUUGUUCAUAAUUUCUUUUGGACAAUGACAGUAGGAACUAUAUUUUCGUCCGUAAGCAAUUUUGCCGUUAGCCAAAAAUUUAUCCAGAGAUUUUUAGCUAUUAAAACACGAGCUGAUAUAAAUAAAGCUAUACUGCUAAAGACAGUAGGUACUAUAAUAAUUGAUAUUUGCGUGGUCUUCACCGGACUUGCCAUGUACACCAAGUAUUAUGAUUGUGAUCCUACAAGUGCAAAACUAAUACAACAGAAUGACGAAAUUGUUCCCUACUAUCUUAUGGAUAUAACAAAGAAUAUACCAGGUAUAUCUGGUAUGUUUCUCGCUGGCAUAGUAAGUUCUACUUUAUCUACAACAAGUGCUAGUAUUAAUGCUUUAUCUGGACUUGUUUACGAUGGUUUCAUUGACCCAUGGAUAGCUAAAAAUGCAAAUAAAGAUGUCAAAGCUGCUAAUAUCAUGAAGGUGGUUUCCAUAGCUAUUGGAUUUAUUAGUAUCAUUUUGAUUUUCGUCAUUGAACAUAUAGAGACAGUAUUAGAAAUUUCUUACAGUAUCCGUGGAACAGUAGAUGGACCGAUUUUAGGUCUAUUUAUUCUUGGUAUAUGCGUACCAUGCGUGGGAAACAAAGGAGCAUUGACCGGCGCUUGCGUAGCUUUAUUUUUUAUAUCAAUAAUCGUAAUAGGAUCUAAAUGCCACAUAAAUAAAACUUUACGUUAUUCAAAUUUGCCUUUAAGUGUUAAAAAUUGUCCCUAUCAUUUAAAUGAAACUCUUUCUGAAACUACGACACCGCCACCUGUUAAUCCAAACGAUGAACCCAUGAUACUUUUUAAAAUCUCAUUUUUAUUCUUUGUUUUUUUCGGAUCAGUUAUAACCGUGGUUGUAGCAGUAUCAACGAGUCUUUUAAUAGGGGAGUCUGACGUUUCAAAGGUCGACCCUGAACAUAUUACUCCGUUAAUUCGAAGAUUUUUGCCUAAAAAAAGAAUUUUGAGGCAACUUUGAAUGUAAUUCAUCAACAAGAACACUUGAUCGAAGGAAGAGAUAACGAAAUUUAGCAGUUUUUAAAAUAUCAUAUUCUAUAUAAUGCAUAAAUCAUAUCUACUAGAUCCGCCUGAAAAUAGAACUGGAUAACUUAUUAUGAUAAGAGGAGUUGCCAGAAAAUUUUUUGGGCCCAAUUACAAUUUUUGCUGUGGUAAUCGUGUAACGCUAACAAUAUUAUUAUUAAGGAUACUUGGAAAAGUUGCGAAGAAAGUUUCCAAAUUUCAAAAUCAUGCAGAGCUAAAGAAAUGUUUUCAUAACUACGAGAUGCAAGAAAUUCAAGCUAAAUAAACAAUACUUUAAAAAAAUCUAAAUUCUAAGU